Molecule: messenger RNA, 564 nt
Organism: Acaromyces ingoldii
Lineage: Eukaryota; Fungi; Basidiomycota; Exobasidiomycetes; Exobasidiales; Cryptobasidiaceae
Product: putative N-terminal acetyltransferase complex subunit ARD1
Exons: 6
Coding region: 39-500 (153 amino acids)
Biological process (GO): N-terminal peptidyl-glutamic acid acetylation
Cellular component (GO): NatA complex
Molecular function (GO): protein-N-terminal-glutamate acetyltransferase activity; protein N-terminal-serine acetyltransferase activity
Source: RefSeq, a predicted model, not a curated record
AGACAACUAAAUCUCUCAGCACCAGAAAGGCGGCCAAGAUGAACAUCAGGCAGGCGACGAUCGAUGACCUGCUAGGUAUGCAGAAUUGCAACCUGCACAACCUGCCCGAGAACUAUACGAUGCGGUAUUACUUCUACCACGCACUCACCUGGCCGCAGUUGUCCUACGUUGCCGAAGACGAAAAGGGCCGAAUCGUGGGCUACAUUCUCGGCAAGAUGGAAGAGGACCCCGCAGAUGGCAUUCCGCACGGUCAUGUCACGAGCAUCAGCGUCCUUCGUUCCUACAGAAGAUUAGGCCUUGCCAACAAGCUAAUGAAGCAGUCUCAGACGGAAAUGAGGAACGUUUUUGGGGCAAAGUAUGUCUCACUCCAUGUUCGGCAAACGAACCGGGCGGCCAUCGGGCUGUAUCGAGAUUCGCUUGGUUUCAAUGUUCACGAAGUGGAAAAGGGCUACUAUGCCGACGGAGAAGACGCCUUGGCGAUGCGGCUCUAUCUCGACUAGGCCAGACAACAGACACAACCAUGUAAAUUAGAUCAAUGGCGCAUUUAAAAUUGACUUUCAAGAG